CAAACACACAACAUCCCUCUAAACGAUUAGGGGUUCAAUUCAGCAUCUCGCUGUCGCACCAAAGACCCACGUCGGUGCACAAAGCUUGCAAACACGAUCAAGAAAAUGUCGCCUUCCGAGAACGAGUUUAACAUCCCGGCCAAAAAUUGCCACAGGAUGGUGAUUCUGGGCUCUACAAAAGUUGGCAAGACGGCCAUCAUCUCUCGGUUUCUGAAUAAAAAAGUCGAGGACCAGUAUACGCCCACAAUCGAGGACUUUCAUAGGAAAUUAUACAGCAUUCGGGGAGAUGUGUACCAGUUGGACAUUCUGGACACCUCUGGAAACCAUCCCUUCCCCGCUAUGAGGAGACUCUCUAUCCUUACUGGUGAUGUUUUCAUCCUGGUGUUCAGUCUGGAUAACAGAGACUCCUUCCAAGAGGUGCAGCGCCUGAAGCGUCAAAUUUAUGAGACCAAGUCCUGCCUGAAAAACAAAACCAAAGAAAACGUGGAUGUCCCGAUCGUUAUCUGCGGGAACAAGUGUGACCGGGAGUUUAACCGGGAGGUUCAGAAUGAGGAGAUUGAGCAGCUGGUGGUUGGUGAUGAACAGUGUGCCUACUAUGAGAUCUCUGCAAAACGCAACACUAAUGUCGACCAGAUGUUUCAGACUCUUUUUACCAUGGCUAAACUGCCCAACGAGAUGAGCCCGGACUCUCACCGCAAAGUGUCCUUACAGUAUUGCGAAGUGCUGCAAAACAGCAGAAGAAAAUCUUUCAGAAAUAAAAAAUUCAAAGACUGCGAGGCAUACGGAAUUGUGGAACCGUUCGCGCGCCGACCAAGCGUGCACAGUGACUUAAGGUACAUAAAAGAGAAAGCUAUCGGCGGCGGACAGAGCAAACAGAGUUGCACCAUCAGCUAAGCAAUUUACUGACAAUAUGCAGGAGAAUUGUUACGAAAUACAGCGAUAGGGAUGAUACCCGCCAGGCUUCUCGCCAGUGUGCGGAGUCCAGGAUAACGCAGCACCCCAAGGCGCAGUGACAGCAAGGGGGGUGUAUCCCAGACCAUGCCAGGACGCGCCGAGAGGGUGCAUGACAUGGUCCGUCCGUCAGACAUUUCCCUGUGGAGUCAAGACUCUCAAAUGUGAUGUGGCUUUAGAGAACCUACAGUGAAGUAGCCUCUUCUUGUCAACUACAUGCUGUAAAAUCUGCCUCUCCUGAAUGGAGAAUGUAGCCUUUACCUAUGGGGUGGCACUUGUUUACGUUUAGCUAUUAUAAUUAUUUUUAAAUGGAAGUCAACUUGAACCUUAAUUGCAUUAUGAACAAAUCUAUGAAUGUAUAUUUAUUAUUCUAUGUCAUCGUUUAAUUUUCACAAAGAAAGAAACAUGAUGAGAAAAUAAAAACAUUUGAAAACUA
Coregonus clupeaformis (lake whitefish) is the source of this 1387-nucleotide messenger RNA. Its product is annotated as dexamethasone-induced Ras-related protein 1-like. The record is from RefSeq and is a predicted model, not a curated record. Bases 106 to 894 code for a protein of 262 amino acids. The transcript has 2 exons. Gene Ontology annotation, molecular function: GTP binding; GTPase activity. NCBI's taxonomy places the organism in Eukaryota, Metazoa, Chordata, Actinopteri, Salmoniformes, Salmonidae.